CAUCGUCAUGAUAUGGGGUCAAUUUAUAGAUCACGACAUCACCUUAACACCGAUUAGUCGAACGGUCGACAACGAAAUGAUUCAAUGCUGUCCAGCAAACGAAAAUGAUCAUCCACAAUGUCUGCCCAUCCUCAUCAGUCCUCGUGAUUAUUUCUACUCUAAAUUUAAUAGGAAGUGCUUAAAUUUCGUUCGAUCAGCCAGAUGCAGUUCCUGCAUAUUUGGACCACGCCAACAAACGAACCAACAAACAGCUUUUGUUGAUGCUUCUCAAGUUUACGGGACUGCAGUUGACGACAACAAUAAUUUAAGAAGCAAUAACAAUGACGGCAAAUUGCUAAUGAGAUUUCAUCCUCGUAGUGGCGACGUAUUACCCGCCUCCACCAAUCCUAAUUCGGAUAGUUGCAGUAGACCCAAUGAAAAUCUUUUAUGUUUUCGAGCAGGUGACGUCCGAUUAAACCAAAAUCCCGCAUUGACCAGCAUGCACACGAUUUGGGCCAGGGAACAUAAUCGCAUUGCCGAACAAUUAGCGUGUUAUAAUCCUAAAUGGUCGGAUGAAAAAUUAUUUCAAGAGACAAGGAGAAUAGUUAUUGCCGAGAUGCAAAUGAUCACGUGGAACGAAUUUCUGCCCGCGGUUCUCGGAAGCAACUACAUGAAACGUUACUCUUUAAACGUGGCCGAAAAUGGAUGCACCGUUUACGAUCCUCAAUUUGAUCCUUCGUUACUGAACGAGUUUAGCACAGCCGCUUAUAGAUUUGGCCACUCGUUAAUAGAUGGCAUCUUCGAUUUGAUCUACUCCGAAAACCAAAAAUCGAGCAUUAGUUUACGAGACAACUAUUUUCACCCUUUUGAACUGUACAAUGGACAACUGGAUGGAUUGAUGAAAGGUGCCACGCAACAACCUUCUCAGUGUUUUGACGAAUUGCUCGUUGAUGACGUCAGAAAUCAUCUGUACCAAAGGCGAGGCAAUAAUUCGGGACUAGAUCUCGUUGCUUUUAAUAUCCUAAGAGGUAGAGAUCACGGUCUACCCGGUUACGUCUCUUACGUCGAACAUUUUUUUAAUGUUAAAAUUGAAAGGUUUAGUGAUUUGAGAAGAUUUAUCAAUCCAAAUACUAUUGAGAUUUUCAAGAAACUGUACAAGAGCGUACACGACGUCGAUUUAUAUACCGGUGGCACAUCUGAAAUUCCCGUUCAAGGAGGUAUUGUUGGUCCUGUUUUUGCAUCGAUAAUUGCGGAACAAUUCGAGCGUUUAAAAUUUGGUGAUCGUUUCUAUUUUGAACACUGCAACGAGAUUGGAUCCUUUACCCCAGAACAAUUACGAGAAAUUCGCAAAACAACACUCGCGAGGGUCCUAUGUGAUAAUACCGAAAUUAAAGAUUUACAAAAGAAAGUAUUCAGAAUUCCGGAUCAUUGGAAUUCCAUUGUGAGCUGCUCAAGGAUUCCAUCUGUCAAUUUGAAAAUAUUCAGUUAAUUAUUCCUUGUAUUGUCAGUUAAUACCAGCUAAUAAAUGUAUUAUAG
Messenger RNA from Centruroides sculpturatus (bark scorpion), 1515 nucleotides. RefSeq names its product peroxidase-like. The transcript is spliced from 9 exons. NCBI's taxonomy places the organism in Eukaryota, Metazoa, Arthropoda, Arachnida, Scorpiones, Buthidae. Gene Ontology annotation, biological process: response to oxidative stress. The record is from RefSeq and is a predicted model, not a curated record. Bases 8 to 1468 code for a protein of 486 amino acids. Gene Ontology annotation, molecular function: heme binding; peroxidase activity.